AUGGCCGGGACCAUCGAGGCAGUAGACCAGUAUCUGAAUCUCAAGCUCAGCAAUGUUCAAGUGACUCCCGGAGUAAGUGCUCAUUACCCGUCUCGAUACGCUUGCUUCAUUCGUGGAUCGGUAAUUCGGUACAUUAAUUUGAGUCAAGCUCAACUGGAUUUGGCACAGCUCCAAAGUGCCUGUCGCAAAAUGGAGUUGACUGGGUAA
This is a messenger RNA of Gregarina niphandrodes, 207 nucleotides long. RefSeq names its product snRNP Sm family protein. The transcript is spliced from 2 exons. Gene Ontology annotation, molecular function: RNA binding. Gene Ontology annotation, biological process: mRNA splicing, via spliceosome. The record is from RefSeq and is a predicted model, not a curated record. NCBI's taxonomy places the organism in Eukaryota, Apicomplexa, Conoidasida, Eugregarinorida, Gregarinidae. Gene Ontology annotation, cellular component: U6 snRNP; P-body; precatalytic spliceosome. The annotation marks the transcript as partial.